Messenger RNA from Arabidopsis arenosa, 1455 nucleotides. The record is from the annotation of a GenBank genome assembly. NCBI's taxonomy places the organism in Eukaryota, Viridiplantae, Streptophyta, Magnoliopsida, Brassicales, Brassicaceae.
GUAAGUGUUAGCUCUCUUAUUCUUAUUUCCUGCACAAAGUUGAAUCUAAAUCCUUUACCUUUAUCUCUCCUUGGUUCAAAAUCAUGUUUUUUCUAUAAAAUUUAUCGAGUUUGAGAUGUCUGAUCCGAAGCUUUCUCAUGGCUAUCAUGGAGUGCUCGAGUGUGUUUCCAGAGGCUGGAGAGAUUUAGUUCGUAGCGUUGAUUACUCGUCUUAUAAAGCUAGAAAUGGAUGGUCAGGGAGCUGGUUGUUUGUGUUGACAGAACGUUCUAAGAAUCAAUGGGUUGCUUAUGAUCCUCAAGCUGAUCGAUGGCAUCCAUUGCCUAGAACUAGGGCUGUUCAAGAUGGUUGGCAUCAUUCUGGUUUUGCGUGUGUUUGUGUUUCCAAUUGUCUUCUUGUGAUUGGGGGUUGUUAUGCGCCUUCUGUGUCAUCGUUUCCUCAUCAGAAGCCUGUUGUCACUAAAGAUGUCAUGCGGUUUGAUCCGUUUAAGAAAGAAUGGAAAAUGGUUGCUAGUAUGCGAACACCACGGACUCACUUUGCUUGUACUGCUGUCUCUGGCAAGGUUUAUGUUGCUGGAGGUCGCAAUUUAACCCAUUCCAGGGGAAUUCCAUCUGCUGAGGUUUAUGAUCCUGUGGCUGAUAGAUGGGAGGAAUUACCAGCAAUGCCUAGACCACAGAUGGACUGCUCGGGGUUAUCGUACAGAGGCUGCUUUCAUGUUCUGAGUGACCAGGUGGGAUUUGCAGAGCAAAAUUCAUCUGAAGUUUUUAAUCCAAUAGACAUGACCUGGUCCACUGUGGAGGAUGUCUGGCCUUUCUCUAGAGCUAUGCAGUUUGCUGUUCAGGUGAUGAAAAAUGAUCGAGUGUACACUAUUGUAGAUUGGGGAGAAAGCUUGAUCAAGACUAGGGAUACAGAUGAAGGGGAAUGGUACAAUGUUGGUUCAGUUCCUUCUGUUGUUCUUCCUAAUCAUCCGAGAGAGUUAGAGGCCUUUGGUUAUGGGUUUGCAGCUCUAAGGGAUGAGCUCUAUGUUAUAGGAGGUAAGGUCCUUAAAUGGGAAGAAUCAGGGGCAGGGAGAUUUGACAUUGUGAGAUUGCCCGUUGUGAGGGUAUGUAACCCUUUGGAUAGGCCUCUGAAUUGGAGAGAGACUAAACCGAUGUGCAUUCCAGCCGGUGGGUCCAUCAUUGGUUGUGUAUCCUUGGAAGAAUCUUCUCCGCCUUAACCAAGGUGAUAGAAUCUUUCUGGAUAUAUAAAAUUGUUACAGUCGAUUCUUUGAUUGUUGCAUCAUGAGAAGAAAAAGUAGUUAAAAGGAGCCAUGGAAAGCACUUGGUUAUCAUUGAUAUCUGCUUUUGUCUUUUUACAAACAAGUAACUUCUCCUUGUUAUUUGAUCAUCUCUUUUACAGAAGUCUCGCAAGGCUUAUGCUGGCAUGGAAACUCUAAUUAUAGCCUUAAACUUAUCAUUG